Messenger RNA from Aspergillus heteromorphus CBS 117.55, 1672 nucleotides. Its product is annotated as TATA-binding protein-associated factor TAF6. Bases 206 to 1543 code for a protein of 445 amino acids. Gene Ontology annotation, molecular function: transcription coactivator activity; protein heterodimerization activity; RNA polymerase II general transcription initiation factor activity. Lineage: Eukaryota; Fungi; Ascomycota; Eurotiomycetes; Eurotiales; Aspergillaceae. Gene Ontology annotation, biological process: RNA polymerase II preinitiation complex assembly; transcription initiation at RNA polymerase II promoter. Gene Ontology annotation, cellular component: SLIK (SAGA-like) complex; transcription factor TFIID complex; SAGA complex. The record is from RefSeq and is a predicted model, not a curated record. The transcript has 3 exons.
AUCGGCUGGUGUUACUCCCAGCUCCAACUGUCUGGGAAACUGUCCACCCACCAGAAUGAGCUCGCUCUCUCCCAACUGACCCCUAUCCUGACCCUGAUAUUCUUCUCGUCACCAACUCAGGGAAAACCCCGCAUACUCAUCGCCGCAACUCCACCUUCCACCUGAAUCCCACCUCCGCCCUCUGGCAUCAACCACGACAACCACCAUGUCGGUCUGGAACCCCGACAACAUUCGCGACGUCGCCGAAUCGGUCGGCAUCGUCAACCUCAACAACGAUGUCACCGAAAACCUGGCCCGCGACGUCGAGUACCGCAUCGCCCAGGUCCUCGAAGAAGCCCUCAAAUUCAUGCGCCACAGUCGACGCACCCUCCUAACGACACAAGAUAUAGCGCAGGCGCUGCGGGUGUUGGAUGUCGAGCCGCUCUAUGGAUACGAAGCUACCAGACCGCUGCGCUUCGGCGAGGCAUCCCUCGGGCCCGGGCAGCCGCUGUUCUACGUGGAGGACGAGGAGGUGGAUUUCGAGAAGUUGAUAAAUGCGCCGCUGCCCAGGGUGCCUCGGGAGAUCGCUUUCACAGCACACUGGCUCGCCGUUGAAGGCGUACAGCCGUCCAUCCCCCAGAAUCCCACCGCCGCCGACUCGAGAAACCUGGAGUUGAUGUCCAAGGGGCCCAACUCCAGCUCCACCCUGGCCGCCAUGAGUGGCGGAGGAAAUGUGUCCGUGAAGCCCCUGGUCAAGCAUGUGCUGUCCAAGGAGCUGCAGCUCUACUUCGAGAAAGUCUGCAACGCCUUCCUGGACGAUUCCAGCGAGGAAUACCGGACCUCCGGCUACGCCAGUCUACGAGAGGACCCCGGUCUCCACCAGCUGGUGCCGUACUUCGUCCAGUUCAUCUCUGAGAAGGUGACCCACGGGAUGAAGGACAUCUUCGUCCUGACCCAGGUGAUGCACAUGGCCGAGGCUCUGGUGCAGAACCAGUCCCUUUACGUGGACCCCUACAUUGCCUCACUGGUCCCGCCCAUUCUGACCUGCCUGAUCGGUCGGCAGCUGGGUGGCAACGCUGAGUUGUCCGAGCAAGUGGCCCUGCGCGACCUGGCGGCGUCGCUUCUGGGCCUCAUUGCCAAGAAAUACUCCAAUUCGUCGCACACGCUCAAACCACGCCUGGCCCGGUCCUGCCUGAAGACCUUCCUGGACCCGUCCAAGCCCUUUGGGGCGCAUUACGGGGCCGUGAUCGGACUGCAUGCGGUGGGCGGCGCGGAGGGGGUGCGGGUGCUGAUCCUCCCGAAUCUGCCGACCUAUGGCAACCUGCUCAAGGACGGGCUGGCGGACGACAGCUCGCGGCGGCCGGAGGCAGAAAAGGUGCUCACCGUGCUGCUGGGGGUCCUGGCCACGCUGCGGGAGGGACAGACGGCGCUUGCCAACGGACACGGCGGCGUGGUGACGGAGGAUCUACGCGAGCGGCUGAGCAGCCAAGUGGGCGACUUCCUGGCGAGCAAGAUCAGUGACGCGGGGGAGGUCGACAUGGCGCGUGCGAUAGUGGGGUGCUGAAUCUGGCUGCAGGGAGGAUUUUCUAAAUUUGCAAGGUGAGGUGCACAUAUACAGAGUUUAAAAUGGCGGUGGAAAGCAAGCAUGGACGGACCGGACCGAACGGCGUUUGGGAUGGAUGGAUGGAAGGGG